UUGUUAGAGUGUGAAAAUAGUGGCGUCUGAUAAUUCCCCAAAUGUUUUUAAUGUUUUAAGCUUUAAGGACGAUACAGACGCUGUUUCACGCAGAGUUUUAUGUAGUAAACUCUUAAAUGCGGUGGAUUCAGAUAUGAACUCUCUUCAUCUCGGCUGCAGAAGUUGAAACAGAGUGCUCUCUGGACUCUGAGGGAGAGGAUGAGGGGUGUGUAUGGGGGACGGAUGUGCCGGAUGAAAGAAACGGGCAGGAUAAGAUGAGUGUGACGGCCAGCGAGGGCACAGAGCCCAGCAGCCCCUCUCGCUUUGCCCGCGCUCACAGCCUGAGCCCCCCUGACGAGCGCUGGGACGAGACAGAGGCCACGGGUCCCCCAACUACACCCGGGGAGACAGACAACCCUGCACACAACAUGUACACACAGAAAGAUGCCCAUGUGCUGGCGGACUGGGCUCGUUUUGACUUACUCAUGCAUCUGAAAAAAACGUCACAGCUUCCCCGUUCACAACACAGCCAGCAGCUCAAUGGCUCCAUCCCCCCCUACCACACGGGUGCUGUGCAGGACGACACACCAUCCACCCUGUCGCCGGGAGUUCAGGAGUCACCUGAGGGAAAAGCAGACGCAGACUCCGUAAGCCCAGAUCCCACCAGGACAAUGGUGCACUUCUGUCCGUUCUGCCAGCGGUCGUAUGGAUGUGAGACCUCUCUUGGAGAACACAUGAAGCUGUGCCAGGUGCGGGAGGGUGGGAGCAGUGUGUGCCCGCUCUGUGGGUACAGCACUCCCUACAGGGCACAGAUGGAGCAGCACCUGGCAUUGCACGCCCAGGUUCAGAACAAGAAUCCAGUGUCUGAGCCCAACAUGGAAAAAAGAAAAUUUCAGUGUUCACAGUGUUUGAAGGCCUUUAAAUACAAACACCAUCUCAAAGAACAUCUGCGUAUUCACAGUGGUGAGAAGCCCUACGAGUGUCCCAACUGCAAGAAGCGUUUCAGUCAUUCAGGCUCCUACAGCUCGCACCUCAGCAGCAAGAAGUGCCAGGGCGGGUCAGGGAAUGGAGCGUAUUUUAAUGGUCACUCCCAUCCCGUCUACCCCUUCCCCUCCCCUACGUCCCCCCCUGUCAUUGGAAGCAGGAAUGGUAGAGGGAGGAGCUCUCCGUAUGGCCCGAUGGGUCAGUGCUUUCCAGAGAAGCUCCCCACUCAUCAGGGACAGGAAUCUAUUACCCCUACCCUCUGGACUAAACAGGGCUGGACCGGGGUGUUUAAAGGGACCACGUUUUUACCCUUGCUGGGCUCUGAUGGCAAGUUUGAACACCUCCUGCAGGAAAUGCUGCGCAAGGAGGUGGUGAGGGAAGAGCAGCGAGGGAGGGAGGAAGGAGACGAUGUGGAGGAAAGGGAGGGCAGACGCGAGGUGCCUGUUGGUGCCGUGUCGUGCCAGUGGUGCUUUCAGAUCUUCCCCAGUGAGGUUGUUCUAAAGCAUCACGAGAGAUACCAGUGCAGGAACAAAGACGGACACACUGCCGAACAGUCGCAUAGUCGAGGAGAAGGAUCCCCACUCAACUUCUCUCGCUCCUCACAGGUUCCUCACGACACUCAGAAAACACCUCCCACCCCUAAUGGACUGCCUAGAGAUCUCUCUUCCCCACAGAGGGCAUCUUGGCACUCUGUCCCUCAGCAGCUUCUUGUGCCACUACAGUCCCCUAUGCACCUCCGCCCAGACCCUGUGCACUCCUAUUGGCCAAACAAGGAAACCAGAAGCCCUCAAAACUCUACCCUCAUGAGUCCCACCUCACCUUCACUACAGGAACGCAGACACCCGCUCUCCUCAGGCUUCAACUCCCCACCCUGCCUUGACCUCUCACGCACCACGUCACCAUGCCAGCCCACCCAACACAGGCCAUCCCCCAGAUCAGAGAGUUGUCAGAAUGAACCUCUCGAUCUAUCAAUUCCCAAAACCCGUACAGGUUCAGAUCCAAGCAAGGAGGCCCGAAAACGCGCCUGCAAUGGCAUUCUGCCACAGAUGGAUCGGAGGGAUGCGGAGAGUGUAUUUAGAAGGUUAACUCCACCCCCUCAGCACCAAAUGGGCGGGGCAUAUACACCAUUAUUUGGAAAUGCAGUUUUUAGCAACUUUCCCCUUUUCAAUCCUGUCAUCCCAAGUGGCCUUACAGGGUUGGGGCAUAACGGUCUCACAUCACUUCCUCUUACACCACCGGCUAAACCUGGAUUUCUCUCGCCUAUCACAUACAUGCUGGAGGCAGAGCCUGAGGCAGUGAGGAAAAGAAUACUGCAGAAUGAAGCAUUAAAUCAAGGGUGUCUCGACUACUUCAGUCUGAUUGAGGACGGGCUGGAUGGAGAUAAUGGACCAGGGAGGAAGAGACUGAGGAAGACUGAGGAAGGAUUGUACGCAUGUGACAUCUGUGAUAAAAGCUUCCAAAAGAGCAGCUCUCUGCUGCGCCACAAAUACGAACAUACAGGGAAGCGACCCCACGAGUGCCAGAUCUGUAAAAAGGCGUUUAAACACAAGCACCACCUGAUUGAACACAGCCGGCUGCACUCUGGAGAAAAGCCCUACCAAUGUGACAAAUGCGGCAAACGCUUCUCUCACUCGGGCUCCUACUCACAGCACAUGAACCACCGCUACGCCUUCUGCAGCCGGGACCACGACCCAGAUGGCCCUGGAGAAGAUCUCGUGAUGGUGGACGGGGCCCUCUAUCCAAGCCCAGGCAGGGAGCUCAGCGCAGGAGCAGAACAAGCUCCUCUCGGCCUGGAGGAAACGUCCACGUUCCUCAGCGACUCCAGCCUGGAUGGAGCUCCUCUAGGCCUGAGAAUGGAGGAUGAGGAAGAAGAGGAGAGCUCACUCAGUAACCACGGGCCUGAGAGCAGGGUGGAGAGAAGAAGCAGAGGGAUUGAGGAGAGGAAUGGAAGCCUGGAACAGACAAGUGAGGAGAGAGAGCAGAAGAAGGAAGAAGAAAGUUCAGGGGCUGAUGGACAGGAGAUGAAAUGCAUCUAUCGCAGCAGUAAAAUCAAAGCGGAGGAGAAUGAGGAUGAAAACAGAGACAGGCCGGAGAUGACUAUAGAGACAGUAUGAGACUUUUUAAUAUCAGCUUUAGGUUGACGUACCAAAGAUGUGAACAUACCCUCACGGACUGUACUGUACAGUGGACAGAGGAAUCGAAUACCUUCUCCCAUAAGUGCUGAGAGGCCUACCUCUUAGAGGACACAGUGACUGUGAUGCUGUGAACAUAAACAAACAAGUGCCUUCAGAUCUACACCAAUGUAAAACAUCUAUGCAAUUACAAUAAAUGCAGUCACAUGCACAUACAAGAGCUAUAAGACCAAACCUGCACAGUAAAUUAGCUGAUCACUAAACGUUGUGUCCAUAAAUCACUGUGACCCCUAUAGAUCACUAUAAUAGGCAUUCUUUUUUUUGUUUUUUUUGAAGUGUUUUAGAAAAACAUAUAUAUACUAGUGCAUCUCAAGAAAAUUAAAUUAGAAUAUCAUUGAAAAGUUACUUGAUUUUAGUAAUAAUUCAGUUAAAAAAUGUUAACCUUUAUUUAUUUUAUUGUUCAUGAUUAUGGCUUACAGCCUAUGAAAACCCAAAAAUCACUGUCUCAUAAAAUUGGAAUAUUAUAUAAGACCAAUCAGUACUUUUGAUAUUGUAGGCAGUGUGCCAAGUCCUGCUGAAAAAUGAAAUCCGCAUCUCCAUAAAAGUUGUCAGCAGAGGGAAGCAUGAAGUGCUGUAGGUUUUCCGGGAAAACACUGCACUGUGUCCAGAGUUUGGAGAAAAAGUGUUUUGGCUCUCUAAAUCAUCACUGAUUGGUGGAAACUUCACACUAGACCUCAAUUAGUUUGGAUUGUGUGUCUCUCCACUCGUCCUCCAGACUCUGCUCCCUUGUUUUCUAAUUAAAAUGUAAAAUUUACUGAUGAUCAGUGAUGAUUUGGAGAGUCAUGACAUCUGCUGGUGUUGAUCCACUGUGUUUUAUCAAGUCUAAAGUCAGCACGUCAUGCUUUUUCCCUCUGCAGACAACUUUUAAUGGAGAUGCAGAUUUCAUUUUCCAGCAGGACUUGCCUCAAUGCCCACACUGCCAAAAGUACUGAUUGGUCUAAUAUAAUAUUCAAAUUUUCUGAGACACUGAUUUUUGAGUUUUUAUUGUCUGUAAGCCAUAAUAAUCAUCAACAAUAAAAUAAAUAAAAACUUAAAAUAGAUAAACACUCUGUGUGUAAUACACCAAUUUAAUAUAUGAGGUUCCCCUUUUUUUAACUGAAUUAUUGAAAUAAAGUAACUUUCCAAUGAUGUUCUAAUUUUUUUAGAUGCAUAUAUAUAUAGUCAUAUGUUAAGAUUCCAACACCCUAUAAGAACAUCUGUAUUUUUAAACCUAAUUAAACAUAUGGAGAUUUGAUCCUUCACUUGAACAACAUUAAAAAAGGACAAAAUAUAAAACUAAACACAUGUAACUUAAAAGGGGUCUUGUAAAAUGAACUUAAAUGUCCUUGUGGAUGAAAAGUUAGAA
Messenger RNA from Astyanax mexicanus (Mexican tetra), 4500 nucleotides. RefSeq names its product zinc finger E-box-binding homeobox 2. NCBI's taxonomy places the organism in Eukaryota, Metazoa, Chordata, Actinopteri, Characiformes, Acestrorhamphidae. Gene Ontology annotation, molecular function: RNA polymerase II cis-regulatory region sequence-specific DNA binding; DNA-binding transcription factor activity, RNA polymerase II-specific. Gene Ontology annotation, biological process: anatomical structure development; regulation of transcription by RNA polymerase II. Bases 255 to 3077 code for a protein of 940 amino acids. The transcript has 8 exons. The record is from RefSeq and is a predicted model, not a curated record.